Fomitiporia mediterranea MF3/22 is the source of this 2206-nucleotide messenger RNA. RefSeq names its product RCC1/BLIP-II. The record is from RefSeq and is a predicted model, not a curated record. Lineage: Eukaryota; Fungi; Basidiomycota; Agaricomycetes; Hymenochaetales; Hymenochaetaceae. The transcript has 13 exons. Bases 626 to 2044 code for a protein of 472 amino acids.
AGUAUCUUCUGCUUCUGUCCCUUAACGUGUUCGCCGCAGCUUGUCGUAAAUUUGUAUGUCUUUGAGUGAAUAUAUGCUCGUCCUUUCGUGCAUCAAAAACCGGUAGUUCUAGGUAGCUCCGGUAAUUUCAAGCCGGUUUUGUUCGAGUCGCCAGUCAACAUACAACUUACCCACCAACGUCUUCCAUCCAUGUCUCACUCAGAUUCAACAACACAAAAUGUACCGCCUGGCGACGUCGGCGCCAGGCAAUGGGGAAGAGGUAUUUGUCAUUUGUGCGACAUUAUUGCGAAAUGAAUUUUGAGUAAUAAUAAUUGUGUUCGAUGCAGUACUCAUCUGCGGGGGUACCGACUGGUCUGUUGUUCUUACUCCCGACCAUCAUGAUGCUCGGUCUGACCAACAGUCGGCUUCUGUCAAUAGGAUCAACCUAGGGAAGAAAGACAAGAAGGGCGCAAAGGAGGAGUCCGAACACCCUGACCUGACUGAACCCCACAUCCUUCGCUCGCUUGCUAAUGUUGCCGUCACCUCCAUUCACGCGUCGGGUGCAGGCUGCCACGUCGUUGCACUCGCGCUCGACGGCUCCGCGUUUCUCUUCGGACGGAAUGCUCCCAGUGCACUAGGCCGUCCUAUGCGCUCUGGCGAACCAAGUCAACCCCCGGGCGCCGUGAGCGAGAAUACACCGCGUCGGUUGACUCCUCAGAUGCUCGGAGCGUCGAAGGGUGUGACGUUCGUCCACGCUGCGGUUGGGCGCAGUCAUACCUUACUUGUGGGAAGCAAUGGCGAUGUGUGGACAGCUGGCGCGAAUUCUCUUGGCCAGUGCGGACAGCCACAAUGUCCGGAAGUACCUACUUUCACACUUAUACGCGGUCCAUGGCCGAAUGGCGAGAAGGAGAAGAUUGUAAAAGUUGGCGCCGGCAUUAACUUUUCAAUGCUUCUGACUGAAUCCGGGAAACUUUACGCACUCGGAAGUGGUGAACAUGGUCAGCUGGGUAAUGGACGUACAGGAGAACACAUUGCGACUGGGAAUAAAACCAUGUUUGACGUGUUUUCAACCCCGGUGCUGGUAAAAGGCCUCGAGGGCAAGCAUAUUACUCAGAUCUCCUGCGGUCACCAACACUCCAUUGCAUUGGACAAAGAUGGGAUUGUUUACGUUUGGGGAUACAACGGGUACUGUCGCCUUGGGCUGGGUAACCAGCAAGACGUGCUUGUUCCGAAGGCCGUACCCCAAUUCUCGGGUCCGAAUGAGAUUUCGCGGGGAGUUUUCGUCGCUGCGGGUCCUUCGAACUCUAUUGUGAUAGACAGGCAAAAAAUGUAUUACAUGGCUGGGAAGUGGAAAAAUAGUGGUGAAGGUUCAUCCGGGUCUCCAUAUUCCUCCUUCCGAUACAUACAGGACCUAAUGGGCUGCAAAAUAUACCGUGCCUGCAGUGGGGGUGUAACGCACUUCGCACUCGCACCUGAUGAAGAAGCCACUGACGGAGGUGUAAUGACCGUCGCAUUCGGCCAAAACGCUGCAAAUUGGGAGCUAGGCUUUGGUGCGUCGGAACCGAAGAGUGCGACGAAGCCAACAAGGCAUCAACUACUUAUUGGUAUCGACGUUAUUGACAUUGCCGCGUCACAAAACACAACUCUCUUCCUCGCCCGUCCGAACGAGAAACUGUCUGACCUGCCUCGACACCCCGUGGAGGUUGACUCACCUGACGAAUGUGUAGUGUGUAAUAAAGAUCGUGGGGAAGAUGACUCGCCGUUGGAGUGCGACAAGUGCGACCACCCGUAUCAUCUCUCCUGCCUCACUCCUCCACUUUCAGCUGUACCCGAAGGCGAAUGGUUCUGUCCCCGAUGCGCUCCAUCUUCCAUACCCCCUCCUGGUACUGAUGCCAACACCUGCGAGAAGGAAGAUGCUGAGCCUGUCACGGCUGGAGAGGAUGCUAGGGAAGAAGGUGGUGGGGAAGACGGGACGGAGGAGCGAAUGAAGCGCAGUAGAUCCUCAGGUGGUCAAAAGCGGAAGGCUCCCGAACCAAAAGCUUCAACUACGAAGCGCAAGAAGUGAGCAUCGAGGUGAAAAGGGCUCAGCUCGAGAGCAGGCGUGGUUUCUUUGGGCUUAAGGUAUAUGCAUAUGGUUUGAUUUGGCUAACACCGUCUUUUUUGCAUUCCUUCCAUUAUAUUGCGCUAUGUGUUCCACAUUGUCUAUUAUGAAUGUUACAUACAUUAA